UAUUGAGAAAGAUCCAGCCCCCCUCGUCCACUCACUGGUAUGCAAGUGAGCAGCGACGUCUGCUUCUGGAGACUUUUACCUUGGUUAAUUUCUAACUUGUGUUACUCUUCCAGCUGCAGACAGCAGAAUGGCUGAACUCAAGUACAUGUGUGGUUUUGGGAAUGACUUCUCCUCUGAAGACCCUCGCUGCCCUGCAUCGCUACCAGAAGGACAGAAUAAUCCUCAGGUGUGCCCAUAUGGACUUUAUGCUGAGCAGCUCUCAGGCUCCGCCUUCACCUGCCCGCGACCGGCCAAUAAGAGAAGCUGGUUGUAUCGCAUCCUCCCGUCCGUCAAACAUAAGCCGUUUCGCCCCGUGCCCUGUGGGAACCUGACGGAAAACUGGAGUGAGAUGGAGCCUGACCCCAACCAGCUGCGAUGGCGCCCAUUCUCCAUCCCCAAAUCUACGGAAGUCGACUUUGUGGCGGGUCUGCACACUCUCUGCGGCGCCGGGGACGCCAGAUCUCGCAACGGCAUCGGCAUCCACGUGUACGCCUGCAAUGCGCCCAUGCUCGACAAAUGCUUCAACAACUCUGAUGGCGACCUUUUGAUUGUACCCCAACAGGGGGAGCUCUUGAUCACCACAGAGUUUGGCAAGAUGAUGGUGGAGCCUAAUGAGAUAUGUGUCCUUCAGCAAGGGAUGCGCUUCAGCGUGGACGUGUUCGGGGAAACCAGAGGCUACGUCUUGGAGGUGUAUGGCGCUCAUUUUGAGUUACCUGACCUGGGACCCAUAGGAGCCAACGGUCUUGCCAACCCGAGAGACUUCCUGUGUCCCGUAGCUUGGUACGAGGACCGAGACGUGUCCACCGGGUACACCGUCAUCAAUAAGUACCAAGGGAGGUUCUUUGCUUGCCAACAGGAUUUCUCCCCGUUCAACGUGGUCGCCUGGCACGGCAACUACACGCCCUACAAAUACAACCUCAACAACUUCAUGGCCGUCAACUGCGUGGCCUUUGACCACGCCGAUCCAUCCAUCUUUACGGUGUUGACCGCCAAAUCCACAAGACCCGGCGUGGCCAUCGCCGACUUUGUCAUCUUCCCCCCGCGCUGGGGCGUGGCUGACCACACCUUCCGGCCACCGUAUUAUCACCGCAACUGCAUGAGUGAAUUCAUGGGCCUCAUCAAGGGACACUAUGAAGCCAAAGAGGAGGGUUUCCAGCCUGGAGGGGGCAGCCUGCACAGCAUGAUGACCCCCCAUGGCCCCGACGCCGACUGUUUUGAGAAGAACAGCACUACUGAGCUCAAACCUGAGAGGGUGGCUGAAGGAACUAUGGCGUUCAUGUUCGAGUCAUCCUUCAGCAUGGCUGUGACCAAGUGGGGUCUGGAGACUUGCCAGAAGCUGGACAAGAGCUACUAUCAGUGCUGGGAGCCUCUCCGCAGACACUUUAAUCCUAACUGGAAGCCCAGCAAACACUAGGAAGAACAACAAUGUAGUAACUAUACCAAAGGUAAAAAUAUCUCAACUUCUAAUUAGAAUUAAACUCCAUGUGUUUGUACUUGUGCGUCAUGCUACAUUGGUACUAAAUAUUUGGUGCAUAAUUUAUGCAGCUUGGAAUUGCAUAUCAAAUGUACUAAAUUCAACAUAAUUAUACAGCCUGACACUUAAAUUACAAAAGGCUUGAGAGUAUUACCCCAUAAUUGCCACUUGUAGUAGGCAGGAAAAGGUUACGCACUAGCAGUUGUGCAUCCCUUUAAUUAACGCCCUAAAGUAGGUUUGCAUUGAGUCUUGGAGUGAUUCUUGAAUACAUUACUGCUCAUACACAACUUGAUGUGUAUACAAUUAAAACAUGUGUGAUUCCCAUCUUUUCCUGAGCACAUAAAGCCACAAUGAAUGUUUAUGACAGUUUAUUUUGAUAUAAUAAUCACCAGUAUGCGCACAAACAUGAGGACACACACAGCAGGAGGUCAUUGUACAGCAGAGCUCAAGAUGACAAGCUGAACUUGCGUACCAGAGUUCCAUCUUUAAUACGCUUCUCUCUAUUGUCCUGUAACAAAACAGAUGACUGUCAUUUUUACAACAGCGAAUCGUCACAAUAAAGGGAAGAAUGAUAUGUCAACACAAGCAUUGUGCCUAUAUGAAGUGAAGUACAAAUACUGUACUUUUGCACCAAAAGUCACUUAAAAUGCACAUCCAUUUCAGCCAAAACACACAAAAUAUGUAACACUAUUGUCUGCGUUGUAAUUUCACAAUUUCCCUCAUGACAAGCUACAAUUUAAUAAUGAUGCUCACAGAAUGCACAUACCCGAUCUGUCUUGAAGAUGUAGUAGAAGGCGAAGACAGGAACAAUUCCAAACAUGACGCCAAUGAGAGACGUCUUAUUGGUGAUUCUGAAGUGGUUGUAAGGGUUGAUGCGGGCGGACACCCAGCGUGUCACCGCAGGGUCAUGCUGUAAGAAAAUAUGUAUUGACACCAAGUCUUGCCAGGAUAGAUGAUAAUGCAAGUAAUUGUAUAUACAGUGGAAAUUGUAUAGCACAGGUUUGAUGUUGUCAUAACCAAAACUAACCAUUGCUUUUAUAUUUACUUCUAACUUUGGAUAAAGACAUGAGAAUGGACAAUGAAAAAUGUGUCAAGUGCAUAUUUUUAUAUCUUUCUAUUAAUGAUAUAGCGACAGGAAUAUUGUGGGGCAGUGACGUUUGCCUGCUAGUUAGAGCUGCCAACCCAGGGUGAAUUAAAGUGAGGAGUGUCUCUUGCUGUGAUGAAAUAAUACAGUGCUGUUUUGGAAACACCACCUCAUUAUAUCUAACAGAGCUGCUGCAGUAAUUAUAUUUUUAAAUACAAUGACAAUAAAGCUUUCAAACAUGCAUUUACUCCGUUGGCUAAAAAAUGUUUGAUGGGUGCAUUUUGCUACUUUUUGUGGUAUGAUUCA
This is a messenger RNA of Entelurus aequoreus (snake pipefish), 2903 nucleotides long. It is a transcript of the gene hgd, whose product is annotated as homogentisate 1,2-dioxygenase. Gene Ontology annotation, cellular component: cytoplasm. The transcript has 14 exons. Lineage: Eukaryota; Metazoa; Chordata; Actinopteri; Syngnathiformes; Syngnathidae. Gene Ontology annotation, molecular function: homogentisate 1,2-dioxygenase activity. Gene Ontology annotation, biological process: L-phenylalanine catabolic process. The record is from RefSeq and is a predicted model, not a curated record. The coding region runs from base 128 to 1453 and encodes 441 amino acids.